GAGAAGAGAAAUAAAAUACCAUUGAUCUCUGAACAAUAAUCAGUCAGUGUUACUGUUUACAAUUAUUAGGUACAUACCUCACAUAAUAUAUGCAUUAAAUAAACUAAUAUAUUAAUUGAGCUCUGACGUCAUACGUUACAUACGAUAUCGUAUCUGAAAUUUUUUUAAUAUAGUUGUGACACUGCAUUAUUUUUAUGAAAUACUCGAAUUGUAUAACGCAAUCCAAUGACUAUAACAAGUUAUAAAGAAAAGUCACCAAAAUGAAAUCUUGGAGGGAAUCUGCUUCCAUCAUAAUUGCUGCUAAAAAUGGUCAAAAAUACCAUGCCACACAAUCACAAUACAAUUACAAUUUGCUUUUCUUGAAGAGAAAAAAAGAAGCAAAAUUCUCUGGUGCCUAUGUGUUCCCUGGUGGUGUCAUUGAAAUAGCAGACGCGCAUUUAAAGUGGCAAAAUCUGUACAAAAAUUACGGCUUUAAUGAAAACAGCUUCAAAUCAUUAUUUCCUAACACCAAAAGUCGACCGCACAUAUUCAAUAGUAGGGAAAAUGAAUUGCCUAGAGAGAUUUCACUACGAAUAGCAGCUAUUCGUGAGACAUUUGAAGAAUGUGGUGUACUAUUGUGCGAACAGUCAUCAGAAAUAUCCGACAAAGCACACCAUUUUCCAAUUUCCAGUGAUGAUUUGGAAUUUUGGCAAAAGGAAGUUCAUGGAGAUCCCAAUGAAUUUUUCAAUAUGUGUGAACAGUUGCAUUGCUGGCCUAAUUUGUGGGCAUUGCAUGAGUGGACCAAUUGGUUGAGCCCUACUUUGUUUCCAGCUGCAAGGCGUUUCAACACUGCUUUCUUUUUUGCUACUAUGACACAAAUUCCAAGCUCAAAACUUGAUUUUAGUGAAGUAGAAGAAAUAUUGUGGGCAACUCCAGAAUAUGUGAAAAAAUCUCUCAUUGACUAUUUACCACCACCUCAACUGUAUGAAGUAAACAUAUUAGAAAAAUAUAAAAAUAUUGAUGAUUUAUAUAAAUACGCUUUAAUUAAAUCAAGGAAGGGUGUUCAACUUUACUUUCCUGUAGUCACAGAAUUAAGUGAUGGUAAAGCUAUCCUGUUGCCAGGAGAUCAAAUGUAUCCUGAAACUGUUAAUCUUUAUGAACAAGAAGUUGUGGAUAAAUCAAACUUGACUAUAAAACAAUUCAACGAAAUGUCUGGUGCUGUUAAUAGACUGGAAUUCUCAAAUGAAGGAAACAAAAGUUUGCAAAUAAGAACUUCCAUGGCUUCAAAAUUAUAA
This is a messenger RNA of Copidosoma floridanum, 1274 nucleotides long. RefSeq names its product acyl-coenzyme A diphosphatase NUDT19. Lineage: Eukaryota; Metazoa; Arthropoda; Insecta; Hymenoptera; Encyrtidae. The record is from RefSeq and is a predicted model, not a curated record. Gene Ontology annotation, molecular function: hydrolase activity, acting on acid anhydrides, in phosphorus-containing anhydrides. Gene Ontology annotation, cellular component: mitochondrion.